GGUUGUCGGGGCGGUGGUUGUUGGUGCUGCCGUUUGCGCCCGUAUUCCGGGAUUGGCGAAAAGUCAACGAGAACAGUGCCGAAAAGCACCACACGCGAUGCCUGCUGUUGGGGAGGGUGCCGAACUCGGUUUGCGUGAAUGCCGACAUCAAUUUAGGCAUCACCGAUGGAACUGUUCUCACGUUGCCAACGAUCAAGUAUUCGGUCAUGUCGUGGUAGUUGGAAGCAGAGAGGCAGCUUUCACGUACGCGAUAAGCUCGGCUGGAGUUACAUACGCGGUAACCGCAGCUUGCAGUCGCGGCAAUAUCACGGCUUGCGGUUGCGAACCGGCUAUAAGGACGAGAAAGGAAUUAGCUCCGAAUGGUUGGGAAUGGGGAGGUUGCAGUGCAGACAUCACUUAUGGAAUGAGGUUCGCACGUAGGUUCCUGGAUGCAAGAGAAAUAGAAGGCGAUGCUAGAAGUCUGAUGAAUCUUCAUAAUAAUAAAGCUGGAAGAAAAAUCGUGAAAUCUCUUCUUCAGACAGAAUGCAAAUGCCAUGGAGUAUCAGGUUCCUGUACAGUGAAAACAUGUUGGAGAACAUUACCUAGUUUUCGUCAAAUUGGUGAUGCCCUUAUGAAAAAAUAUUAUAGAGCUAAAGCUGUCGUUGCUAUCAUGCCUCCACCACCACCCACUAGCCAAAUUUCUGAAAGUAUAUCGCAUUCGGUUUCAACAGAAGAGAUAACACCUAUUCUCGGUAACGAUGCUAAAACUCAAGGGAAACAAAACGAUUUUGUAAAAGCGCGUCGUGAUCAGCAACCAUCAAAAAAAAAAAAAAACGGUAUUAAAUCGAGGAGAGCCUAUUUGGCGUUGAAAAGGAAUAAAGUUAGUAAUGGGGGAAGUACUACGGUGUCUAAAAAGAUGCCGAAGAGAAGCGAACUGGUAUUUCUACAACCAUCGCCAAAUUAUUGCGAACCAGAUUUGGUUUUGGGUAGUUUAGGUACGCAAGGAAGAUAUUGUAAUCGAACGAGUAAAGGAACCGAUGGAUGUGAUUUGAUGUGUUGUGGUCGUGGUUAUAACACACAUCAAUUUACUAGAACUUGGCAGUGUAGAUGUAAAUUUCAUUGGUGCUGUCAUGUAUAUUGUGACACGUGUACCGAACGUACGGAGGAAUACACUUGCAAAUGAUGUAUAAAUAUAUAUAUAUAUAUAUAUUUAUUUUUUGGUUUCUUUGACGUAAAGUAUCUAUUAAAAAGAUAAAUAUUCGACGAUUAUAUCUCGACUGAUCUCGAUGAUAUUAUUUUUGUAUUAUUCGUUCGGCUAAUCUCUGCUAAAUAUUACACGAUAUAAUCCUCGCUAAAAUACAAAUUAACAACAACAAAUUAUAUACGAGUGAGAUUUACCUGUGUAAGUAAACACGCUAGUAGAAAAGUAGUUUCAACAAAAAAAAUUUACUAAAUGAUUUAAUGACAAAAAUAUCAUAUCAAUUUAUUGCACUAUAUAAUUGAGAGCUUAA
This is a messenger RNA of Polistes canadensis, 1490 nucleotides long. RefSeq names its product protein Wnt-7b (gene Wnt2). Gene Ontology annotation, cellular component: extracellular region. The record is from RefSeq and is a predicted model, not a curated record. The transcript has 7 exons. Lineage: Eukaryota; Metazoa; Arthropoda; Insecta; Hymenoptera; Vespidae. The annotation marks the transcript as partial. Gene Ontology annotation, biological process: cell fate commitment; multicellular organism development; neuron differentiation. Gene Ontology annotation, molecular function: frizzled binding; cytokine activity.